AGAGGCGGCUGGGGAGCCGAGCGAUUCCGGAACGAGCCGAUCUGAGCGGGAGCCGGAUAGUCGUAUUCGCCCUGCACAAACAGUCGGAGUUAGUGGCGCCGCCACUGAGAGACUGAGCCCCAGUUUCCCCGCUCAGUGCCGCUGCCAUGGCCAGGGAUUAUGACCAUCUCUUUAAGCUGCUUAUCAUCGGGGACAGCGGUGUGGGGAAAAGUAGUCUGCUGCUGCGAUUUGCAGAUAACACAUUUUCAGGCAGCUAUAUUACAACGAUAGGGGUAGAUUUUAAGAUAAGAACUGUGGAAAUCAAUGGAGAGAAAGUAAAGUUGCAGAUCUGGGACACGGCUGGACAAGAACGAUUUCGAACCAUCACCUCCACGUAUUACAGAGGCACGCAUGGAGUUAUAGUAGUAUAUGAUGUCACCAGCGCAGAAUCCUUUGUAAAUGUCAAGCGAUGGUUACAUGAAAUAAACCAGAACUGUGAUGAUGUGUGUCGGAUACUAGUUGGCAACAAGAAUGAUGACCCAGCGCGUAAAGUAGUGGAGACCAAUGACGCACAGAAAUUUGCAGAACAAAUGGGCAUUCAGCUUUUUGAAACCAGUGCAAAGGAGAACCUCAACGUUGAAGAGAUGUUCAAUUGCAUCACAGAGCUAGUCCUGCGGGCCAAGAAAGAGAACUUAGCCAAACAGCAGCAACAGCAGCAGAAUGAUGUCAUCAAACUGUCCAAAAAUAGUAAAAAGAAGAGAAAGUGUUGCUAACGAGGAAAAAAAAUAGACUUCUUUGCAAUGAACAGUCCCUUUCACUUGGACUUGUGUAUCAUGAAGUCAAAAAUGGACAUUUUUUCCCACACCCCACCCCCCCCACCACCAACCCCAGGAAGGAUAAUGUAUGAGAGCAGAUGUGGGAUCUUGCCGGCCCAGUGGUGUUGCUCCCAGAUUUCGGCUUCCGAAUUACUUUUUUUUCCCCCUGAUUGAAAGCGACUGCGUCGUACUAGCUCAGUGCCAAGAUUGGAUCAGAUCGUCUCAUUCCAGUUCAAUUUGUACAGAUGUACAGAGAAGAUCAACGAGUGACUUGUCUCGCCUGAGGGUUUUAAAAACCCUGUACGUAAUGUACGCCUUUCAGCUUCUAACGCUACCCCCCUUUUCAUCAACGCUUCGCCUAAUACUUUCAGAUGCCAAGAAAUGAUGAACAUUUUUUUUGAUAAGAAAGCAAACUUCUUCGAAUCAAGCUGCUGACUAAUGUUGACACAAGGCCACUUGUUCCCUCCGUUUUUGCACUGUUCCUGCUGUAUUAGAUUCCCCUUGACAUUACCCGAUUUAUAGUUUUGUGUUUGGGGGCAAUGUUGGAGGGGGAGGGAAGCUAACUAUCAAGAAGAAGUGAAGGGGCAGGGACUCACUAUUGGACUAGGCAUUUUUAUGAAUGGAGUUCCAGAGCCCCUUUUUGAUUUGGAAUUUUUAUCAUCAAUUAACUACUCCACUAUUUAUACCAAAAGUGGGUCCAGAAAUUUUGGUUAACGAGUUUAUCUUCUGUAGAAUGGUAAUUAGCCUUGUACUAUAAUGAAAGGGCGGGGGGAAAUAUAGGGAAUAAACAACCUUAACAAAAUAAAGUAUGUAAUAAGGUAAGGUGAAUGAACAGUGUUUUUCAUAAGCCUGUUGAUCAUGUGUGUUAAUGCCUCAGACCUUCAUCCUGGAGGCAGGUGAUUGAUUGAUUUAUGAUAAUAUCAAACUGCAAACAGCACAAAACCUGUGUCCUGCAGCACAAAUAUAUUGUGCAGAAGUGCACCUUUUACUGGGUGGGGGCUAUUGCACAUUAAAAUGGGAGGAGCUAAAAAUAAGUCUAGCUUGUAAAUGGUCUUUUCACUGCUGUGACUUGAGUCUAUAUCAAGGCCAUGUGGGUGAAAUCAAAGUCUGCACUGCCAGGUAUAAGAGGCCUUGCAUGGGAUAAGUUUAGGCAGUCUCAAUCCAGUUUCUAUUGGGAAAGCCCCACUUUAUCAUUUUGGCAGCUACAGCCUGAUAAGCCACAAGAUAGCUGAGAAAUGGGCAAAAUGUCAUGUUGAAGUACAGAAGAUGAGCUGAGGUUGGAGCAGAGUCGAGGGAGCUUUGCUUUGUGUUUGCCCCUUGCUGUUACCUGACUUAGGAGUGCUAGAGGGAGAUAUAUGCAAAGCUUGACUUUGUGUCUAACCUUAGUAUACCUAACCUGCUUGAUGUUGACAUGGGGUGCCUGAAAUGGAAGUGCCCUUUUCCCCAGCAUUAACAUCCUACACCUUAAAGAACACGCAAACCAACUGAUCCUCACCCUUACCCCACCUCCCCCAAAGGUAUACACCAGUGAAUCAUCACCUGAUCUGUGUAGAAAUAUAGCCAAUGCUGCUGGGAGGGUGGACUGUCAUUGGUUGUAAGAGCUCUAAGUGCAAUCUGGGUGGGUUGAAUCUGCAGCACAAAACUGCCCAAAAUUGAGUGCUGAUUGUCACUAAAUCAUGGGUCUAAUGCCAUGGGGUCAGCCUUUGUUGGGGGAUGGAUGAGUCACCUGGUGGGAGAGUAAAGCCCCAUUGGUCACUGCAUUGGGAGUUCUACCUGGGGUCAGAAUUGUGAUGUACCUAACCAGGCAAGUACUUGGUUGGGAAUAAUAAAUGCCAGUAUUUUUUAAUGGGACGUUGAAUGAAAGUAACUUAAAUAACUAUUAUUUUAAGGGUUACCAUUUGCUGACAAUUUUAAAGAAAAUGUAUUCUUUAUUUGUGUACAAGGUGGACGUUACAUCAAAAGAGAAGGCCUACUUUGCAAGGUGUAAUAUUGUGGAAUCCCUUCUGUUCAAAGGUGUAUCUUAAAAUAUCUGAAAUCUUGUGGCAAUUGGUUAUGCAACUGUUCGUAAUGACAAUUGUGUAUUAAAACACAAAUUAUUGCAAAA
This is a messenger RNA of Carcharodon carcharias (great white shark), 2898 nucleotides long. RefSeq names its product RAB35, member RAS oncogene family b (gene rab35b). Gene Ontology annotation, biological process: Rab protein signal transduction; endocytic recycling. Gene Ontology annotation, molecular function: GTPase activity; GTP binding. The transcript is spliced from 6 exons. Bases 147 to 752 code for a protein of 201 amino acids. Lineage: Eukaryota; Metazoa; Chordata; Chondrichthyes; Lamniformes; Lamnidae. Gene Ontology annotation, cellular component: endosome membrane; plasma membrane. The record is from RefSeq and is a predicted model, not a curated record.